Messenger RNA from Sphaerodactylus townsendi, 1834 nucleotides. It is a transcript of the gene HIBADH, whose product is annotated as 3-hydroxyisobutyrate dehydrogenase. The transcript has 8 exons. Gene Ontology annotation, molecular function: NADP binding; 3-hydroxyisobutyrate dehydrogenase activity; NAD binding. Gene Ontology annotation, cellular component: mitochondrion. Bases 85 to 1086 code for a protein of 333 amino acids. NCBI's taxonomy places the organism in Eukaryota, Metazoa, Chordata, Lepidosauria, Squamata, Sphaerodactylidae. The record is from RefSeq and is a predicted model, not a curated record. Gene Ontology annotation, biological process: L-valine catabolic process.
CCGUGCUCCGAGGGGAGCGAAACGCAGAGAGCCAAGGAGGUGGUGUUUCCGCGGAGGUCGCGGCGUUGGAGGCGGGGAAGUAGCAUGGCAGCGCCGCUAAUGCUCAGAGCCUCCGCUAGUUUGCUGCAUAAGCAAAGGAGGGUGUUUGCAGGCGGCAUUGCAAUGGUGUCUUCUAGGGCAAUGGCUUCCAAGACCCCCGUUGGAUUCAUUGGUUUGGGCAACAUGGGAAAUCCAAUGGCAAAAAACCUUAUCAAACAUGGCUAUCCUGUGAUUGCAUAUGAUGUUUUUCCAGAAGCUUGUAAAGAAUUUCAAGAUGUGGGGGCACAGGUGACUGAUUCCCCAGCAGAUGUGGCAGAAAGAGCUGACAGGAUUAUUACAAUGCUUCCAUCUAAUCCUAAUGCAAUAGAAGUUUACACAGGCAACAGUGGAAUUUUGAAGAAAGUGAAGAAAGGAUCUUUGUUAAUAGACUCCAGUACUAUUGAUCCUUCUGUUUCAAAAGACUUAGCUAAAGAAGCUGAAAAAAUGGGAGCUGUUUUUAUGGAUGCUCCUGUUUCUGGUGGUGUGGGGGCAGCUCGUGCAGGGAACCUUACAUUCAUGGUUGGGGGAGUGGAGCAAGAGUUUGAUGCUGCAAAGGAGCUGCUCACCUGUAUGGGUUCCCAUGUUGUCUACUGUGGAGAAGUUGGAACUGGACAGGCUGCAAAAAUCUGCAAUAACAUGCUCUUAGCUAUCAGUAUGAUUGGAACUGCUGAGACCAUGAAUCUUGGAAUAAGGCUUGGUCUUGACCCAAAGCUACUGGCCAAAAUCCUAAAUAUGAGCUCAGGCCGUUGUUGGUCAAGCGAUACUUACAACCCUGUGCCAGGAGUAAUGGAAGGCGUACCUUCUGCUAACAAUUACCAAGGUGGCUUUGGAACAACGCUCAUGGCCAAGGAUCUUAGUUUAGCUCAGAUGUCUGCCACCAACACAAAGACGCCAGUCCCUCUCGGAUCUGUUGCCCACCAAGUCUACAGGAUCAUGUGUGCCAAAGGCUAUGCCCAGAAAGAUUUCUCAUCCGUGUUCCAAUUUUUACGAGAGGAAGAAAACUUGUGAGCCCUUUUCUGAUGAAGGACAAUUACUAGAAACCAAGUUCUGUGUGGAGCCUUCUUGCUAUAAUUACUGAGGUGUAGAUCAUGAAUCAUGAUCUCACCUAUACCUAUUACAGACUCCUGGAUUUAACAUCUAUUGUUUAAAACAGCAGGUUGUGAAAGGGUUUAAAAAAACUUUAACAACUAUACAUAACUGAUUUAAAAACAUAGUUGGUUUAAAGCCAAAUUCGAGUCAACAGGAAGCACAUCAUUUGCACGCAAAACUGAUAUUAUUCUCAGCUGUGCUGAUAGAACUGUGAUUAAAGGGACUGAUACCUGAAAUUCCUUUCUAAUGAAACAGUUCACCUUUAAAAAGAGAAAGAGGGAAGAUUCUUGUGAUUAAGAAUUUUUCUGAUAGAUAUUUUUUUUAAUCUAGUACUGGCUUAAUUAUUGUGGAUUUCUCCUGAGAAUAGUGGUGGAAAGUUACAUUAAGAAAUGUACAUCAUUUAUUGGAAAGCUGCUACUACCCAUAUGGUUUUAAGUAGCAGCCAUCAUUAAAAUAACAGGUGUCUCUCUGUGUGUAUUUGUACACUAUUCUUUGCCAAUCUAAUUUUGUACAUUUUUAACCCUUUUCACAUUUUCAAAAUAUUUAUGUCUACUAACCUCACUUGGUAUACACUUGUUUUAGGCAAAUACUGCAUUAUUAUAAAUCUAAAUAAGUCAACCCCUUUUCUUUGAAAUCCAAUAAAAAUUAAGAUGGCAAAUGACCACUA